Molecule: messenger RNA, 3841 nt
Organism: Vanessa atalanta (red admiral)
Lineage: Eukaryota; Metazoa; Arthropoda; Insecta; Lepidoptera; Nymphalidae
Exons: 13
Coding region: 203-2788 (861 amino acids)
Molecular function (GO): protein binding
Source: RefSeq, a predicted model, not a curated record
UAAGCGCUUUGUUACGUUUACAUUGUAGGAAUACAUUUAUGGCUAAUUACGGUCUAAUAAAUUAUUAAUUAAGAACAGAGUAACAAAACGUUGCAAUAAAAGGGAACAAUGAAGUCCAAUUCGUGUAGCAGUAUUAAAAAUUACAUAUGAAUAUUAUUAGAAUAAAGUUAUUUAUACAGGUGAACUGAAUGUUGCCCACAAUAUGUCGUCCGGUUACGACGAGGGACCAGUAUAUUACAGGGAAAUACAAAAGAAUGCGUACCUUAAGAGGAUCCCCAAUGAUAUUAAUUCUAGUAAAAUCCGACCACUUGGACACAAGAAGCCACCUCUUAAACCAAUGUGGACAUUAUUUUGUGUCCACAAUGGAAGGACUCCGUUCCUGGAGCAGUACCCUGAACCGGACAGUCCCGCGACACUGGCACACCGACCGGCGUGGCGCGCCUGUCUCCGCAGCGCGAGACACGUGACGGCGAGCGUGAAGCCCCACGUGGGGGCGGAGUACGACUUCCUAGUCGAUACAGAUCAUGGUCCUGUGAGGAUGUUGGCACCAGAUUGGGAGUCGAUGCAAGACUGGGUUUCCAUACUUCGCGCGAAACUCCACGAACUGCGCAUCGUGUCCCGCGGGGAGAACGUGUACGGAGCCCCGCCCGUCGCCCCGCCGGCACGAGCCGCCGCAAGGGACCCCACCUCGCCUCUACCGCCCACACCGCCCGUGCCACCCGACAGGGUUCCAGGAAUCGAUUUAACUCCAAUCACUCGUCCAACAUUGGAAACCAAUGAAAGCACACGAGAGAACUCGACCCCAACCCCCCAACCACCGACACCAACCAUCCAACCGCCGACCAUCCAACCCGUACCAGAAAUCCCACCCACUCCCACAUCACUUAAUCCACAAGAUAUCCCGACCAGUACCACUCAAACAUUCCCAAACACCUCGAGCCUCACCAACGUGACUUCACUGACGAAUCUCUCGUCACAGGAUACGGAAGUGGACAUAUCCAACUGGGAACCCUUCUCCCUUCCAAGUACAAGUCGUGAUAACGAACCAAAGAAGGGUGUGGCUAAGAUCUGCGGUCAGAAUAUUUGUUUGGACGACUCGCUGUUCAAGAGAAAUGUAAUCGAUAGCGAUGAGGAGUUCUUCAAUGAGAUUGAUCGGAUAAAUGAUUCGGACAGCUUUGAUUUUAAACAAAGGGUUGUCGUUAAUAACGGGGAAACUUUAAAUAACGGAGAGAGUGCGCCUCAAAGGUCGAACGUAACAGUGAUACAAGUAUCGAAUAAGGGCCCCCCGCACACAGCGAUACCGGUCCUGGGCCCCGAAACAGACGUAUUCGAUUUCGAAUUCAAACAAAACCUCAGAAUAACACCACAGGAGAAUAAGACUAACUUCGUAAACAUCGUGAACACGGAAACGACAAGCGACAAUAGCUACGGUACCGUAUUCGACAAUCCCAACUCGGAAUACGGGCACAUAAGUUUGACGACAACUGUCAGUUUGACAGGACAAGACGUCAGCCCGGCCGUCAAUACAGGCGUCAACGUGACAGCUGUCAACGGUGACAGAGACGUGACAGUUAAUAGUGAUGGACUUUAUGAGAGAUUGUGUCUGGCUUCUACGUCGAACGUAACAGCGUCGCCGUUGUCGAUAAGGAGAAUAAAAGCGGAGAAAGUCAGGAAAUCAUCUCUACCUAAUCUAGAUCACGUUGAAUCGGACUACGAGUGUUUAUUUCCUAAUUCUAGUCAAUCUGGCAACACUUUGAGUCAAACUAGUGCGGCAAGUUCAACGCAAAACGGCAGGACACAUGAAGUUUCGAGGAAUGUGGACUCUGUUUCGAGGGGUUUAAGGUCGAACGUUGAACGAUCUCAAAGUCAGAACGCGUAUGAUAUAGCGCCGAGACAGAGUGCAAGGAGAGAUCCGAAUAGCAGUCCGAAAAGAGAAACUAAAACUGAAAAGCCGGAAAUGUCACAACCCAAGCCGAUUUGGAAGAGGGGUCUGACAGAGCUGUCCUUAUUGAGCAGGCUGCGAGGUAUCGCACAGAUUAAGAGACAAGAGAGUCCGACAAGGCAAGAGGAGGAACAACCGGUGACGUCACCCGCCAAAGUCGUCCACAGAUCGCGUCCCGUGGGGAGAGUAGAUAGCUUGAGGCGAAGGAGUAACUCUUUGACUAACUGUGUCGUCCCCACCGCGCCGUCGCUGCAGCCGCUGCGCGCACGUCAGGCGGCAGCACUGCGCGCGGAGCAAAGGCGCGGCGCGUGUGUGGCCACGGCAGUGCUUACGCGAGACGCGCCGCUGCUCUGCGAGUACGAACGACAAGUCUGGGUGGCGCGUUGGGGCGGCGCGAGCGGCGGCGCGCGGGUGUGCGGGCGCGCGGGGGACCGCGUGGCGGCGCUGGGCGGCGUGCCGGCGCACUCGCUCGCGCACGCGCGCGGCCUGCUCAAGCACGCGCGCGGACGGGUCGACCUGCUGUUCCAUCGCGUCCCGCUCGCGAAGAUAUACUUGAUAAACAAGAGGGAGGACGAGAGCCUGGGUAUCAAACUGGACGAGGAGUGCUGCAUCGUGUCGGUGGAGCCGCAGUCGGCGGCGGGUCGCGCGGGCCUGCCCCCCCGCGGCCGCUGGGCGCUCACCGAGGUCAACAACCGACCCAUCGACAUCGUCAAGGGAGGAGACGAAGAAAUGAAUCGACUGGCGUCGCACGGGACAGAAGUGUCGCUCCUCAUACAACCCGCUGCGCUCGUGAAGAAGAUGAGGGCCGCCAUCAAAGCCAGUAAACCUCUACUGUCUCUGAGAUGAGAAUCGUGUUCCGUAGCUAAGUUCGAACGGACAGACAUACACUGUCAAUGCAGCUGCUACAUAGACUGACUUAAUAAACACUUUAAUGUAUAUUUUAUAUAAUAUAAUGAACUUUUGAGACUUUUACAUAUUGUAUAGAACUCUGUUGAGACUAGGUUUACUUGUAAUGGCAGUGUUUUGAAUAUGGCAGCUAAUUUCAGCCAUAUUGCAUCGCAAUAAGUACAUAAUGUUUUCGUAUGGAGGGUAGAUAGGGGGGACUGUUAGUUGCCGCGAGUUUAUGGAUUUGUUUCGAACAAUUUUGUUUUAAUUUAAAUAUCAAUUCUAUCGAACAAAAUUGAGCGUCAAUUGCACAAUGAUUUCUGGUCUGGCGAUGUAAAAAGUCUCAGGAUCGAUCCUGACCCUUUGGGCUAUUCUCGUCCCAACUCCUAACACAAGCGAUAAGCUUAAAAGGAGCAUUGUAAUGGAAAUAUUACUGAUUCCUAAAUUAAUAUGACGCAUAGCUAUUAUAUUCUUAACAAAAAAAAUAGCAACGAGUCAUCUCCUAACCACUGUGUUAUUAUAGAGGAAUGACAAAAUUUGUUUUAUCUAGCACAGGGCUGUCCAAUACACGGCCCGCAGCCUCUGUAUCUUAUAUUGACGAAGUGACUUUUGAAUUUGUGCACCGUUUUGUAGAUGUGUUACAGAACUAUCGUUUGUUAACCUCGAAAACUAUUCAGGAUAUCGAUACUAUCGUUUUGAUCAAUACUAUCCAUACUAUCGAUAUCCAUGAGCAAUACUAUCGAUAGACUCAUCACUAUCGCUUACACCUAAACUAUCGAUAGUGGACUAUCAAUAUGCAACACUGUUUUGCAGAUUUUAAUUGUAUAUGGGCUGGACAGUCUUGAUCUAGUCCAACGGAUAUUAGGAAUGAAACCUUCGAGAGUGUUAUGUAGCGCUACACCCUGUUCAAGUUAGCUUGAGCUUUUUGCCAGACGGGCUAGUGAUGGGAAAUAGAAAAUAUAACAUAUAUAACAGUCGAUGGAACGAUGGAAUGCGUAAUUCAAAUUAGAAUUC